This is a messenger RNA of Oncorhynchus tshawytscha (Chinook salmon), 1965 nucleotides long. Its product is annotated as CD209 antigen-like protein E. The record is from RefSeq and is a predicted model, not a curated record. Lineage: Eukaryota; Metazoa; Chordata; Actinopteri; Salmoniformes; Salmonidae. The transcript is spliced from 8 exons. Bases 396 to 1304 code for a protein of 302 amino acids.
GCAGAAGUUCUAAGAUUUUUCAUUUGGAUAUACUGUGUGAUUCAUUUUGUCAGUCACAUUUCCCAUAUAUCACAAUUCAAAUAAAUUGCUGACACUCAGUAAUGGCGAGUGGGAAUGACGAAACGUCCUUAAUAAAAAAGAGUGAGUGAGCCAAAGAGAAAUCAGUGAGGAAGUGUAACUUGUAAUUGAAAGGAGGGAUAACUUUAGUACAUUGUUUAUUUUGUAUUCAAGUGACAUUAGCUAUAGAGACUAAGGGAGAUCAUUUUAAUAGACAUAUUUGGUUUGUGUGUGGGAGACUUGCUACACAAGUAACUUUCUGGAGUUUUUGCUGAACAGGCUUAUAGGCUUUCCAGGGAAAUAGAAAGUUCUAGACCCAGAAAGAAAACGAGAGAAUCAUGGAGAUGCAAGAAACCCCCCGAGAGAAGGAAAGAGUCGUGGAAGUGGACGAGAGUCAGAUAAUUCUGGAGACCUCAGUCGAGGAAGCUGAAUCUACAGUCUAUUCCAAACUGAAGAGUCCAUCGGAGGACAUUUAUGCUGAAGCUUCUCCUGGCCAGCCCUGUGCCAAAGACAGACCAGGAAGUGGAGGGACUGCCAAAUUACCAGACGAGGCAAACACAAAGUUAUCGGUUGAAGUGAAGGAACAGCAAGAGAAAGACCUGCAGGUCCUGGGGAACGUCGGUCUGUACCGCGCAGUGUGUUUACUACUGUCUGUCAUCUGUCUGGUUCUACUGCUCGUCAUCAUCAUCCUCUGUGUCAAAUUUCCAUCCCAGCCUCAGGUCUGUCAUGGAACUGAAAAAGGGAUUGAGGCUAAAGAGAAGGGGAGUGUGACUGAAAAAGGGAUUGAGGCUAAAGAGGAGAGGUUCCAGUCCACUGAGGUGUGCAGCCUGCAGACAUGCCAAGCACAAUACUUCCAACAACAGAGCCAGGUCCCUGCCUGCCACAUGUGUGAUGAAGGCUGGCUGCACUUUGAGAGCUCCUGCUACUUCCUCUCCAGAGACAGAAUGAACUGGGACGAGAGCAGGGACGAGUGUAAGAAGAGAGGGGCAGAUCUGGCUGUCAUAACAAACAAAACAGUGCAGACCUUUCUAACGAAGAAGGGAAACUUGAUGUACUGGAUCGGCCUGAGACAGAGAACGAGGAACUGGGUUUGGGUCAACAACACUGCACUGGGACAGAGUUACUGGUCAGGAUCCAACAGACAAGGGGAUUGUGGGUUACUGACAGGAAGGGAUCCUCCUGAGAGAAGCUGGAGCUCCACAUCAUGUGACCAGUACAGCUUCUACAUCUGCCAGAGGGGGCGCUAAAGGACAGACUUCACCAUCUGCCAGCAGUCACCAACCCAGGUCCUGGAGAGCUAUACGAUGUACAGGUUUUUGUUCCAGCCCAGCAGUAACACAUGAUUUAGCUAGUCAAUGAAUCACCUUGAUUAGCUGAAUCAUUUAAGUGUUGUACACCAUGUAGGUCAGCAGGGUUAGUGGCCACUGCCAUAUUCCAACUAAGAAACCUGUCAAUACGGAUUCUCUUUAGUCUUCCAUCUAUCAUUCAGUCCUAUUCCAUAGCCUUUUAUCCCAUGAUUACACAUCUCUAUCAACAGCCUUUUAAACCUUGAUUAUACACUGUAUGACAUACGUCUAUGUUAUUAUUCAUUCAUUAGACAUCCAGGUAUGACCAUUGAUGGUAAAUAUAAUCACAUUACAGUUAGUUAUGCCUUGUGAAGAUCAAUCAAGUCGGCCUUACAGAUUCAGUUAGAAUUUGCACUAAUGUUAAAGAUUAACACGCUAUAUUGCACUUAUUUGCUUGUUUUGCUGAGAUAUUUUCUAUAUGUUUUCUUAAUGCCUUUGAAUGUGAUAAUGAACUACAUGAUUAUGUGCAUUAACCAAUCAUUAUGUUUAAGUAUUGAUUCACAAUCCUGAAAGAAACAAAAGUUUAAUAUAAUUUGUCCCUGUAAUAAAGAAUCAGUUAUUA